Messenger RNA from Thelazia callipaeda (thelaziosis nematode), 450 nucleotides. The record is from the annotation of a GenBank genome assembly. NCBI's taxonomy places the organism in Eukaryota, Metazoa, Nematoda, Chromadorea, Rhabditida, Thelaziidae.
ACUAUUUUUUCAGUAUUUUUCGAUCAGAGUGAUUCUAGUCGGAAAACGCCAAAAAGGCCACGUACAAUUCUUAAUACACAACAACGAAAAGCUUUUAAGCAAGCAUUUGAGAAAACAUCCAAACCAUGUCGAAAGGUGCGUGAGCAACUUGCAAAAGAGACAAAUUUAAGCGUAAGAGUUGUUCAAGUUUGGUUCCAGAAUCAACGUGCCAAGAUGAAGAAAAUCCAACGAAAACAGCAAGUAACUAAAGGAGAUGGACUUACUAGCUCAGAAAUAGAUGCUAAAUCUAAUGAUGAUCUGAAAUCCAACUGUGACUCCGAUGAUGCACUGGAUUCAGAAAACGAUGAAAUAGAAGUUGAAGAUGUAGGGAUUAGCGAAGAAACAAUUAAGGAAUCUAGUAAUCCUAUCGCGCAGUUAUUUCACAUGCAAACUACGUAUUUCUUGACCUAA